Metarhizium album ARSEF 1941 is the source of this 2268-nucleotide messenger RNA. RefSeq lists its product as uncharacterized. Lineage: Eukaryota; Fungi; Ascomycota; Sordariomycetes; Hypocreales; Clavicipitaceae. The coding region runs from base 1 to 2268 and encodes 755 amino acids. The transcript is spliced from 2 exons. The record is from RefSeq and is a predicted model, not a curated record.
AUGGAUUCGAAUCUCAAUGCUGGCCCGUCUCAGUCGCGCCCUCUCCAGUCCUCCUCAGACCGCAACCGAGCUCCCGCCGUCUCGGCUGCCAGCCUUGCCGGGCCAGCAACACCAUCUGAGCUGGAUGCCCCGGCCGACGAGUAUUUCGGUCCUCUCGGCUCGGCCCCUCUGCCAGGGUCACGAGUCUCUACAGCCUCCCACGGCUGGCCCAGCGGCGGGGGUGCAACGUUCGACGCCCAUGCUCCAGACCGCUCGCGACGACCUAGCAUUAGGAUCCGACGAAGCUCCCCUAGUCUAUCACAGUCUACGUCCAGUAUACAAGAUGCUGCACCCUCUCCCCAGCAAAAAGGAGGACGCAAUGGAAGAGAUGAGGCCCCACGGAGAGCCAGACCGCGGAGUGCUUCGCAGCCCGAGCCGGCACCAGCCCCCGUGAGAGACGUGGCAGCCAGGGGUGCGAGGAACUUCCGCCGCGCGCAGCCGCAGAUUGCGCUGCCCAGACUGACCGAGGAAGGAGCACGACCGACCAUGGCCGAGUUGGGGUUGGAAGGGACGUCGCCUUCGGGUCCGGGUGUGGCCUCUCCGCAUGACCCGGCGCUUGAUAGAAGGCACAGUGAUGGGGAAGCCGCCGCUGAUGAAGCUGACAGUGCAAAGCCGAGGAGGGGCAUUGUCGGGAGGCUAUUGAAACCGAGUUUCAGACGGGCGUCUGUAGCUGCUCCUGCGCCUGCGCCGCCGGCCGAGGGGGUAGGUUCGGGCGAAACGGACGAGUACAACGAUGAGCUUGUGGACUGGUUGGACAUUAUUGAUCCCGAGGUCCAGACCCUGUCAACACUGACCAACGUGCAAAAUUCUCUCUUUGUCCCUGACCUAGGAAGCUGGGUGAAUCGACGGCCGACAUAUGUCCUCUCCCAGACGGAUGCGCCCAUGCCACGACCAACCUCAGCAAAGGAACCCAUUCAGCCACCAGAGCAAGCGCCAACAAUUCGCGAAGAGGAAGAGGAGGAAGAAGAAGCCGCUGGACCAGAGGAGAAGGGGGAAGAAGAAGAAGAAGAAGAAGAAGAAGAAGACAAAAAACCCUACCUCCAACGGACAGAUACCAUUACCUCGCGACUAUCAGACUCGCACUAUGCGGCGCUGCCCCACGGAAGAAAGCUAGAAGGCUGGUCGGCAGCCGAGAAGUGGGAACUAGAUGAUUACGUUCGCCACAUGUUGCAUUCACGACGGUCCCGAUUCAAGCGGCAGAUGAAGGGAUUCGGACAAUACGUUCGGCGGCCCCUGGGUUUCUUCGUGACGCUCUACGCGACGCUGAUUACCCUGUUUGGUUUGGCCUGGGUUCUGUUUCUCAUUGGAUGGAUCUACGUAGGCGAACAACAGGUCUACGCUAUCCACAUCAUCGACAGCGUCCUGGUUGCGCUGUUUGCCAUCAUGGGCGACGGCCUGGCGCCCUUCCGAGCCGUCGAUACUUACCACAUGAUCUUCAUCGCACGAUACUCCCGCAAGAUUGCCAACGCAAAGAAGAAGGCUGCCAAGGAACUCGCACGAACCGAUUCCACGCCCGAUGCGCAAAACCCGGAUCCCUCGGAAAAGAAACCAAGCACCCCUCCUCCUCCACCCCCCCAAGACGAGCAACAAAAGACAGCACGAUCCAACGACUUUCCAAUCGUGCACCAACCUUCCAACGCCGACGGCAUACCUCCCGUCACCAUGGACGGCGACAACAACCCCGAAAUCGACCUUGAAGACGCCAAAUCCGAAACCUACUCCCUCGACUACGACUACCUUACGCCCAAGCAGCGCAAAUCCCUCCAACACCAUCAAACCAAGCUCUCCAAGUCGCACAGUUUCUACAAACCGCACGAGACAUUUACCCACCACGCCUUCCCACUCGGCCACCUCAUCGCCAUCAUCGUCCUGCUGGACUGCCACUCGUGUCUGCAAAUUUCGCUGGGCGCAACAACCUGGGGGAUCGACUAUCACCACCGUCCAUUCGCCAUCACCACGGUGAUUCUGUGCGUGAGCAUCACGUGUAAUUUGACGGCCGGGCUGGUGAUUAUGUUUGGGGACAGAAAGACGCGCAAAAAGGAUGUCGUGGAGCUGCUGGAGAGACAGGCGCUCACCCGCGAUGCCAUCAAGAAGCUGGAGCGGAAGAGGGAAAAGGAAGCCACCCCGGAGGAAUCGGUAAAGGAGCACGACAGCACGGGCCAGCAGGUUGAUGACGACGCUGCCGCAGCGGACAGGGAUGGAGUCAAGGGAAAGGACAAGGAGAUUUGA